UCCUGUCAAAAUUGUUCGGCUGUGUCCGUUAUCAUGGUUUCUUUUUUCAGAAUCCAUCACCCCUCUGAUUCAUAGUAGUUUAUCCGACCGAUUUCAUAAUAGGUCACUAGAGUGCCAGCAUGGCCAGUAAACUAAGCAAAGAUGUCCCGGAUAUUGAGAAUAUCCUUGCCUUGAAUCCAACAGUGAAACGUCAUGCGAAUGUUUUAUCGACGGCACAAACUAAAGUUGCCAAGAAACACUGGAAACGAAAUAAAGACAAGGGAUGUUCUAACUGUGGGCAGCUCACUAAGAAUUUUGAUGACAUAAAGCACACGACUCUGAGUGAACGAGGGGCUCUGAAAGAGGCGAGUCGCUGUCUCAAGUGUGCCGACGCGCCCUGUCAAAAGAGCUGUCCUACUCAACUGGACAUCAAGGCUUUCAUUGGCAGUAUAGCAACAAAGAACUACUAUGGAGCAGCAAAGAUCAUUUUGUCCGACAAUCCUCUGGGUCUGUCAUGUGGAAUGGUGUGCCCGACCUCUGACCUCUGUGUUGGGGGCUGUAACCUAGAUGCAACCGAGGAAGGACCAAUCAAUAUUGGAGGACUUCAGCAGUUUGCAGUGGAGGUUUUCAAGUCCAUGAAGAUCCCUCAGAUACACGAGCCCGGUCGGUUAUCAUCGGAGAAGGCUGCUGAGACAUACAUGGCAAAAGUGGCUCUGAUAGGCUGCGGUCCAGCCAGUAUUAGCUGUGCUACUUUCCUAGCAAGGCUGGGCUAUUCUGAUGUGACCAUCUUUGAAAAGAAAGAUUACGUUGGUGGAUUGAGUUCAUCUGAAAUUCCUCAGUUCCGGUUACCAUACAGUGUGGUUGACUUCGAAGUGCAGCUGAUGAAAGAUCUUGGUGUCAAAAUUGUUACAAGCAAGCCUCUCGGCAAAGAUGGUCUGACGUUGCAGUCUCUGAAGAGUGAUGGAUAUAAAGUUGUGUUCAUUGGUAUAGGUAUGCCAGAUCCAAAGAAGAUUCCCAUCUUUGAAAAUUUAACAGAGAAUGUAGGAUUUUUAACCUCUAAGGGAUUUCUGCCAAAAGUUUCCCAGGCUAGUAAAGCAGGUCUGUGUGCCUGUAAAUCGAAACUACCUCAGUUGCACGGCAAUGUCAUUGUGUUGGGUGCCGGCGACACUGCGUUCGACUGUGCCACGUCUGCAUUGCGGUGUGGUGCUAAACGCGUGUUUGUCGUCUUUAGAAAGGGCUUCACCAAUAUACGGGCUGUCCCAGAAGAGAUGGAGCUGGCGAAGGUUGAGAUGUGUGAGUUUAUUCCGUUCAUGUCGCCGCAGAAGGUGUUCAUGAAGGACGGACGUGUCGGAGGGAUGGAGUUUGUGCGGACUGAGCAGACUGAUGCAGGAGAGUGGGUCGAGGACGAGGAACAGAUGAUCCGACUGAAAGCCGACUUCAUCAUCUCCGCAUUCGGGUCCGGUCUCAAGGAUCAAAGUGUGGUCGAGGCACUUGCUCCAAUAAAGCUGAACCGCUGGGGUCUGCCCGAAGUGAAUAUGGACACAAUGCAGACCAGUGAACCGUGGGUGUUCUGUGGCGGUGAUAUAGCUGGGGUGGCACAAACGACUGUCGAGUCGACCAAUGAUGGGAAAAUUGCAUCUUGGUUCAUGCACAGGUACCUACAGAGUCUUGCUAAUGUGUCAGUCUCGGAGACGCCUAUCCUGCCUCUCUUCUACACUCCAAUAGAUGAAGUCGACAUCAGCCUCGAAAUGUGUGGUCUCAAGUUUGAAAACCCAUUUGGCCUUGCCAGCGCCCCACCCACUACCAGCGCACCAAUGAUCAGACGAGCAUUCGAACUGGGCUGGGCCUUUGCACUCACAAAAACGUUUUCAUUGGACAAGGAUAUUGUAACAAAUGUUUCCCCUCGUAUUGUCCGUGGCACGACAUCUGGUCACAUGUAUGGUCCAGGUCAAGGGUCGUUUCUAAACAUUGAGCUUAUCAGUGAGAAGACGGCAGCAUACUGGUGCACGAUUGUCUCCGAACUCAAGAAGGACUUCCCAGAAAAAAUUGUGAUAGCCAGUAUUAUGUGUGCACACGAUGAGAAGGACUGGACAGAGCUGGCUAAGAUGGCUGAGAAAUCUGGAGCGGAUGCCCUAGAGUUGAAUCUGUCGUGUCCACAUGGGAUGGGGGAGAGAGGAAUGGGGCUCGCGUGUGGACAGAAUGACAAACUUGUCAAAAAUAUAUGUCUGUGGGUGCGAGCUGCAGUGAAGAUUCCAUUCUUUGCCAAAUUGACGCCAAAUGUCACCGAUAUUACCUUAAUUGCAAAAGCUGCUUACGAAGGCAAAGCUGACGGUGUGACUGCCACUAACACGGUCUCCGGUUUGAUGGGCCUGCGAACCGAUGGCAGCCCAUGGCCCUGUAUCGGCGAGGAGCGCAAGACUACGUAUGGUGGAGUCUCGGGCAACGCCAUCCGUCCCAUCGCCCUUCGUGCCGUGUCAGCCAUUGCCAGAGAGCUGCCUGGUUUUCCCAUCCUUGCCACAGGAGGCAUCGAUUCUGCAGAUACAGGCUUACAGUUCCUGCAGGCCGGUGCUUCUGUGCUUCAGGUGUGCAGUGCUGUUCAGAACCAGGACUUCACGGUGAUCGAGGACUACAUCACCGGGCUGAAGACGUUGCUGUAUCUGGCCAGUCUGAACAGCCUGCCUGGCUGGGAUGGACAGAGUCCACCUGUCCCAAAACACCAGAAGGGCAAACCGGUACCGAAAGUGGCUGACUUGGUUGGGCAGCAUUUACCAUCAUUUGGACCGUAUCAGAAGAAGAGGGAAGACAUCAUCAGCAAGGAGAAGGUGAAGAUAGACCUGCUGGAUGAUGUGUUCAAACCGGAGCCAGUAAGACCAGCCAAUGUGCCAGAGAAACAGGUGCCAAAAAUUAAGGAUUUGAUUGGUGUUGCUCUGCCGAAGAUUUGUUCCUACACUGAAUUGGAUAAUACUCAGCAUGUGGUUGCUGUUAUUGACGAGGACUUGUGUAUAAACUGUGGCAAGUGUUACAUGACUUGCAAUGACUCAGGUUACCAAGCAAUUUCCUUUGAUCCUGAAACUCAUCUUGCACGAGUCACUGACGACUGUACAGGCUGUACUCUCUGCCUGUCAGUAUGUCCGAUUGUUGAUUGUAUCACCAUGGUGAAGCGCCCCACACCCUAUGUUCCAAAACGGGUAAUUCCCCUCAAUACAGAGUGGAGUCUUCCUGCUUUUGUGAUGCAUACAAACUGAUUGGCCUUGGCACAUCUACAUCUACAGUCUACGCAGUUUUCUGUUGCAUAAUACUGGAAAUCAGAAAAUAUUAGCGAUUUUAAAUUUUAGCCAAAUCCAAAUAAAUGACAUAUUAGUGACUUAAUACUAUAGUGAGAUCAUCAUAUCAGAAACUGAAAAAAGAAUGAGCUUAAGCUGUAGGAUCGGCUAAAAUAUUUUUUUAUUAAUUUUUACUUUAAUUUAAUAGAAAAUUGCAGUAAUAUGCUUGCUAACUAUUGUCUCUUGUUAUCUUUUUGGUUUAAUCAGUAACAUGUAACUAUUGUUGUGUGUUCAGUUAAUCACUGACAAAACAAUUGCACAAAUGUCUUUCAGAGUAGUCCGUUGUGCCUGUUUAAAUUUAGCAUUAUAAAAUAUUAGGCUUUGUAUAGCCUUAAUAAAUUCGCAUAACAUUUUGUGCUUGCUAACAUUUCCUGAUUUACAAUAUUGUAGAAAUUACCAAGAUUGAAUUUUGUUGGACAUGGUACUAGUUAUAUGGAUACAAAUUUCUGACAUGAUUAUAACUCAUUGUUAAUUCAUGUAGCCAGACAGUUGUUAUCCAAGUGAACAAACCCAAACAUGCCAUUUUAUGCACUGAAUUAAUUUGGUAAAAAUUAAUACAAAGAUAUGAUAUAGUUUACUACUAUUAUAAGUUGAAGUAACCAGUAUAUAUUUUUUAACAUAUAUUUUGUGAAAAACAGUAUUCCAUCAGUUGAAUGAAGUCUUGUUGUGCUGUUUGAGAUAAUCUCAUGAUUAUUUAUUGUGUUGAGAUCAAUGUUACAUGUUAUUAAAGUAGCAACAUUACUUUACUGAGGUGUGAUUGGAAAUUGUUCAUAGCUGCAGAUUGUUUUACUUUUAUUUUACACAUUUAUUUUCUGGCUGCUUGGUGACUUUUGCUGUGAAGUGCCUGGUGUUAUUGACAUAUUGAAACAUGUAUGCAGGGCUUUACAUUAACACUCGUCCAGGACAAUUUCAUUUUUGUCACAACUUGUCCGAGCAAACAAGUGCACUGAAAAUCACACUGUAUUGACUAUAUGAUCACUUACUAGUAUUUAAAGGGACUGUCGAUCCUGAGUUUGAAGCAGUUGGUUUAAAUAAUAUUUAUUUUUCAAAACAAAAUGGGAUUGGUCAACAGGCUUAGCCUAUAUAUUAAGACUUCUCCCUACAUUUUACAAAUUUGCAGCAAUUAUUACGAUUUUGCAACUUCAGAGACUUUUUAACGACUUUAAUUACAUUUUAAGUAUAUUUUUCUGCAUAAAAUAUCAGUGGCUGUAUAUUAAAUGUGUUUCUGAUCAUCCAAGUGUUUGUA
This is a messenger RNA of Gigantopelta aegis, 4548 nucleotides long. Its product is annotated as dihydropyrimidine dehydrogenase [NADP(+)]-like. The transcript is spliced from 22 exons. The record is from RefSeq and is a predicted model, not a curated record. Gene Ontology annotation, molecular function: dihydropyrimidine dehydrogenase (NADP+) activity; uracil binding; iron-sulfur cluster binding. The coding region runs from base 120 to 3224 and encodes 1034 amino acids. Lineage: Eukaryota; Metazoa; Mollusca; Gastropoda; Neomphalida; Peltospiridae. Gene Ontology annotation, biological process: thymine catabolic process; uracil catabolic process. Gene Ontology annotation, cellular component: cytosol; cytoplasm.